CUCCUCUAGCUGGUCCCUCCCUCUGCCUGCCUGCCUGUGCUGUGAUCAGGGAAUCCCCAGAUAUCCCACACACACAGAGCCAUGGCAUCCACUGACGGCUGCAGGAGUAUCAUCCAUCUCCAUGGGGGAACCUGGCUCAUCCUGGCACUGAACCUGCUCUGGAUCUCUGCUGCUCAGUCCUUCCAUGUGUCCAGGCAGUUUGCACCAGCACAACUUCCCAACCCUGGACUUUCAUACAAAACCUACUACUUUAACCAGAAGAUAGACCAUUUUGGAUUUUCCGAGGAUGCCUCUUUCAAGCAGCGUUAUUUGGUCUCAGACUGCCACUGGCGGAAGCCUGCUGGGCCCAUAUUGUUCUAUACGGGCAAUGAGGGAGAUAUCACAUUGUUCUGCAAUAAUACAGGGUUCAUGUGGGAUGUGGCGGAACAGCUUGGAGCCAUGUUGGUUUUUGCUGAACACCGCUAUUAUGGGGAAUCCAUGCCAUUCGGUGACCUGUCAUACAGUGAUCCUAAAUACUUGAACUAUUUGACAUCUGAACAGGCCCUUGCUGACUUUGCUGUGUUGAUAAAGUUUCUUAAAUCGUCCAUUGAAGGAGCUAAAGACAGCCCGGUGAUUGCCCUUGGGGGGUCUUAUGGUGGAAUGUUAGCGGCUUGGUUUAGAAUGAAGUAUCCACAGGUUGUGGUUGGGGCUCUUGCAUCCUCUGCUCCUAUCUGGCAGUUUGAAGAUUUGGUUCCUUGCAAUACGUUUUAUCAAACCGUCACAAAUGAUUUUAAGAAAAGUGGACCAGGAUGCUCGGAAAGCAUCUUAAAUUCAUGGGCAGCUAUUAACCAUUUGUCAGAAACCGGUGAUGGUUUGCAGUGGCUUUCCGAUGCGUUCCAUCUUUGCAGUCCAUUGAAAACCAAAGAGGAUGUGGGUAAUUUCAAAGGUUGGCUAAUUGAAACCUGGACCAACCUGGCAAUGGUGGACUAUCCUUACCCUGCCAACUUCUUGGAGCCUCUUCCUGCCUGGCCUAUUCAGGUUGUUUGCAAAUAUUUGAGGAAUCCAAAUAGUGGGGAGAAAGAGCUUUUACAGGACAUUUUCCAGGCUGUCAAUGUCUACUACAAUUACACUGGAACUGCGCAAUGUCUCAAUACAUCUCAAACGGCUUCAGGAAGUCUUGGCGACCUAGGAUGGACUUAUCAGGCCUGUACGGAAAUGGUGAUGCCCUUCUGUUCAGAUGGAGUAAAUGACAUGUUUGAACCACACACAUGGGAUUUCCAGGCUUACUCUGAUGAUUGCUAUAAGCAGUGGGGAGUCAGGCCACGUGCCUCAUGGAUUACGACUGUAUAUGGUGGAAAGAACAUCACUUCCUACAGCAAUAUUAUCUUCAGUAAUGGUGGUCUGGAUCCAUGGUCCGCUGGCGGAGUGAAAGAGAGUCUUAGCGAUUCUUUGAUUGCCAUCAUGAUUCCUGAAGGUGCCCACCAUUUGGAUCUGCGCUCUAAUAAUGCAUAUGACCCCAAGUCAGUCCUGCAGGCUCGUGCAAUGGAAGUGGAGUACAUGAAAAAAUGGAUUCAAGAAUCCAGAAAUAAUUAAAGUUACUCUUAUUGACCUUUCCUAAUCCUGCAAGUCAGACUAUAAUGAGGAUAUCCGGGUGAAAGUGAGAACUUUCUCAUUGUACUCAGGACCGAGUCUAAUAUUUUUGGGGUUCCAAAGAUUUCGAAAUACGUUAUUUACACUCAUGGUAACUUUGUCCUAGCUUCCUAUGUUUUUUUUUUUUUUUUUUUUUAAACAUUUUUUACUUUUAAUCAUUAAAAUAAAUGUGGGACUAAUUACAAUUCAUCCACAGUAAGUCCAGUCUGCUUGAUGAGCCUGUUCGUUUGAUUCGUGAUUUGGAGUAUCAUCUGUGGCAGAAAUAAUGAGAUGAUUUGAAGGGAUAAAAA
Messenger RNA from Pelobates fuscus (common spadefoot toad), 1919 nucleotides. RefSeq names its product prolylcarboxypeptidase (gene PRCP). Gene Ontology annotation, molecular function: dipeptidyl-peptidase activity; serine-type exopeptidase activity. The record is from RefSeq and is a predicted model, not a curated record. NCBI's taxonomy places the organism in Eukaryota, Metazoa, Chordata, Amphibia, Anura, Pelobatidae. The transcript has 9 exons. Gene Ontology annotation, biological process: angiogenesis involved in wound healing; proteolysis; regulation of blood vessel endothelial cell migration. The coding region runs from base 82 to 1572 and encodes 496 amino acids.